Molecule: messenger RNA, 2560 nt
Organism: Dalotia coriaria
Lineage: Eukaryota; Metazoa; Arthropoda; Insecta; Coleoptera; Staphylinidae
Gene: Eaat1
Product: Excitatory amino acid transporter 1
Exons: 8
Coding region: 258-1685 (475 amino acids)
Biological process (GO): L-glutamate transmembrane transport
Cellular component (GO): plasma membrane
Molecular function (GO): L-glutamate transmembrane transporter activity; neutral L-amino acid transmembrane transporter activity; glutamate:sodium symporter activity
Source: RefSeq, a predicted model, not a curated record
CAACAAGCGCGAGAGACGCGCGAACGCCGAGAGCAGUUCGCGACUGACCGUCGUUUUGGAAAGUGCGCGCACGCGGCCGUUUCAGUCGAGCGUUGUCGUUAGCCAAAGCAAAAAAACAACGCCGUUUUCCGGAUCGCACGCACCCACGCACAAAUACCUAGUUUGUUGUAGUUCCCGGCGGGUGCACUCUCGCCGCCAAGGAUAGCACCGAACGCGCCGCCGAAUAUUCAACAAGUAGAUAAAUAUCCUGCAUCAAAAUGCCACGACACAAGGAAUCCUUCCUGGCGAAGAACCUGCUCACCAUGUUAACGGUGGCGGGUGUCUUGGGCGGUACAAUUUUGGGUUGUGUGCUGCGUAACGCACAGCAAGAACCAUGGACGCCACGUCAAGUUAUGUAUCUGCAGUUCCCAGGAGACAUUUUUCUGCGGAUGUUGAAAGCGCUUAUCAUCCCGCUUUUAGUUUCCUCCGUCAUUGGUGCAAUUGGAUCUUUAGAUCUCAGUCUUAGUAAGAAAAUUGCAGCAAGAUCGAUUAUCUUCUAUGCGACAACGACGGUAUGCGCUGUCAUUUUGGGCAUUAUUCUGGUAAUCACAAUUAGACCUGGAACCAGCGCCGCUGCUGAUUAUGCCGAUGUCAAAUACACGAAACCCGCUGUUCGACAGGUGCUCACACAGGAUACCCUUUUAGAUUUAAUCAGAAAUCUUUUCCCACCGAAUUUGGUACAUGCCACCAUUGCACAGACCCAAACCAAACUGAUAGUACCAGAAAAUGCAACCGGAAUUCCAUUGGAAAACUGGAAAUUUGUAGAGGUGUACGAAGGCACAACCAAUGUUCUUGGUCUCGUUGUCUUUGGUGUCGUAAUGGGUAUUAGUUUGGGCAUGAUGGGCGAACGUGGCAAACCCCUUUUGGUAUUUUUCGAAACUCUUAGUGAGGCUAUGAUGAUCAUCACCAGCUGGGUUAUUUGGAUAUCACCCCUUGGUGUGUUCUUCUUGGUGUCCGCCAAAGUAAUGGAGACGGAAUCAUUUGGUGAUCUUGUGGGACGUCUUGGGUUAUACUUUAUGACUGUCAUGUUGGGCCUUUUCCUUCAUGGAUUUGGAACAUUGUCGGUGAUUUAUUUCGUCUGCACGCGUACGUUGCCCUUCACCACGAUCGGAAAGCUUAGUCAAGUGUUGGUUACUGCAUUUGGUACAGCGUCAAGUUCUGCAACGAUGCCAAUUACAAUCCAGACAUUGGACCGGAUGGGAGUUGAUCCGAGAGUUACCAGAUUCGUCAUUCCCGUCGGAGCUACAAUUAACAUGGACGGUACAGCUCUGUACGAAGCCGUUGCAGCCAUUUUUAUUGCUCAAUUCCGAUCCAUUCCGCUGAGUUUCGGCCAGGUCGUUGCUGUCAGUAUUACAGCAACUGCUGCAAGUAUAGGAGCAGCUGGUAUUCCACAAGCAGGUUUGGUAACGAUGGUAAUGGUAUUGGAUACAGUAGGCCUACCAGCUGAAGAUGUAACCCUUAUCCUUGCAGUUGAUUGGCUGCUGGAUCGUUUCCGCACCACCAUCAACGUGAUGUGCGACUCGCUGGGGGCACGUCUCGUGGACAUGCUCAGCAAGGGCGAGCUGGGCCGAGUCAGCGACAAUGAUAAGAACAACGCCGAUCCACACGAACUCGUUGAGAUCGCCAAGGAUACAACGCACAUAUAAACGUCGUCUGUAACGCCGCCAUCACGAUUAUCACGCAAUCACGAAUUCUCAUUGUUCUUCGUGCCAAAAACAAAAACAAACACAUACACUCACAAAACGCUAAACACGCAAAAAACGCAAAGCAAAGCUAAAACACGUUCGAUGUAAAUGUUACAUGUUGCAUGUUGUAUUUAUUAUAUUAUCGAUGCACCACUGUACGCCGUGCGUCGGCCGUGUUCACCUGUAAGAGAAUGUAAAAUCUAAGGAAACGUAUAAGUGUUACUUAUUCAUUUAAUUUUAGAACUAAAAGAAAAAAUCAAACGAAUGCAUUUCAACUCAAGAGAUUAGUAUCUAGACGCAGCGCCAUUUUUGAAAAUAAUCGCGCGCAGAGACAAUAACGAGUGACAUUUGGAACGAUUUACAAAAACUCCACGAAAUUCAGAUCAAAAUUUACGUAAAAUAUAGUACUCUAUAACUAUUUUUGUCUAACAUUUAUCAAACAUUUACGAAAUUCAAAAUAUCAGUGUUUUCCAUCAAUGUAAAUAUGUAUUAUCUAAAUGUUACCCGCAAAUCAUCACAAAGUUUAGUAUUAAUUAUGUGACUAUGAUAAAAAACACUUCUUAUUCUAUUCACGUUGCCAUAUUGCAUUCGAUAAAGAUAUUAGUUAGCCGUUAAUUGAUUAAUUGUUUUGAAAGACAAGUUGAAAUAUUUUAGGAGUGGGACCAAACCAAGCGAGCGAAAUUUUUCGAAAUUUUAGAUUUGUACUGCAUAGCCGAAGAAACGAUAAACAAAAUCGAAAAAAUAUAAUGUUAUUGAUUAGAUGAUUAAUGAUUAGUUAAUGAAUUAUUAUUAAUAUAUUAUAGUCUCGAAGACAAUAAACUGCCUUUUACUAUUUA